Messenger RNA from Paramisgurnus dabryanus, 1413 nucleotides. NCBI's taxonomy places the organism in Eukaryota, Metazoa, Chordata, Actinopteri, Cypriniformes, Cobitidae. The record is from RefSeq and is a predicted model, not a curated record.
ACACGUGUAUGCUAGUCAGAUGUCGGAAAAGUUUUCAUCACAUACUCUUUACACCCAACCCACUCAUUAUUGACGCUGUUUCUGAACACAGCUUAUUAUUAACCUGUUUGUGUUUGUUAAUUAUUCAGAUGAAUGUGAGAGUAGAAUAUAAAAGAUAUGAUGAACUACACACUUAAAACCAAAUCUAUAACAUAGCCUACAGGAUUUAUUUAAGGACACACUGUAAAAUACCAAAGAAAGAAGACAUGAUCAGUAAGAGCAAAAUCAUUCUACAAAUCAUUGUGAUUGCGAGCGUCGCUCUCUCUAUCUUUCUCUACUACCAACUAUCUAUCAGAGGUUUUCUGGAUGAUUGGUGUUCCUGUAAAUGUGAGAUGGAUUCAGAGGCAAACCUGUGGCAGUCUGAACGAUACAAUCGCUCAACUCAUGUGUUUAUGAACAGCAAAAACGGCGUUUUGGAUUUUGAGACUUUCGACUGGUGGACGAGUCUUCAAGGCGCCUCAACCGUAGCCAACUUCACAAAUUUGGUGGAGGAUUUAUUUUCUCACUUUCCAGAUAAAGAUCACUACUCAGACAGCAGUUCCAGUCGCUGCAGAAGCUGUGCUGUCGUGGGCAACUCUGGCAACCUCAUUGGAUCCCAUUAUGGUGCACUCAUCGAUUCAAAUGACUUCAUUAUAAGAAUGAAUCAAGGCCCAACAGCAGGGUUUGAGCGAGACGUCGGAUCUAUUACUACUCACCGUCUUAUCUACCCCGAGAGUGCCGUGGACAUGGAUAACAACACUCAUCUCGUAAUGGUGCCCUUUAAGAUUCUGGACCUGCAGUGGCUCAUCAGCAUCUUUACCACCAAACAUAUCGAUCAGACAUAUAUGUAUGUGAAACCCUCAUUAAAAGCAGACAAAAACAAGGUCUUAAUUCUUCAUCCUGCUUUCAUCAAGUACAUCUAUGAGAGCUGGUUGCAGAGACAAGGCAGAUAUCCAUCAACUGGUUUCAUUUCAGUUGUAUUCGCCCUGCACAUCUGUGAUGAGGUGAAUGUUUUUGGAUUUGGAGCUACACGUGAUAACGCUUGGCAUCAUUAUUUUGAUAACUUUGCCAUCAACUUUAAUGGCGGCCCUCACCCUGGAGAAUAUGAGAGAAACAUCAUCACUGAACUCCAUCAAAAAAAAAUAAUCAUGAUGUAUAAAGGAUGGUGAUUUCAAUUUUUAUCCUGAUUGCAAAAUCCUAAAGAACACACAUGAAAACAAGAUUAUUUAGUUUAGAGGCUCUGAAUGUAAAUUUACAUAAAGUAUUUCAGUAAAUAUGUCUCUCUAUACAUAAAACAUGUUUUCAUUAAUAACCCAGUUAAAAGAAAUGUUCUGUUUACAUUACUACUAUGAGUAUUUUGUGAGAUUGUGUGACAUUAUGUGUUUUUAAUUUCAU